AUGGAUACAAGGAAAGUGUCCAAGAAACUAACAGAUUUGUUUUCUUCGCCUAAAGUAACAUUUACUGGUUAUCGUGAAUAUGGACUGCUUUUCUUCGACAAAAACUCGCUAGUUUUGGUUUCUAUUGAAGCUCCGAAUUCUGUAAAUGAUACUCCUACAUACACGAAGGUCGCGGUAAGUUUUUUAAAGAUUUUUUUGGUUUUUAGAAACAAACUUUUGUUAGUUUUUUAUAGUUACUUGUUAAUGACAUAACUUUUUUGAAAGAGUGGUUGAAGACUUGAAACUUUAUGGCAUUGCACAUUAUUUGGUUGGUUAACUACUCAGUUAAAGAUAUUUUUAAUUCUUUGGAGUUUUCAGAAGUUAAAACCUUAAUAUCCUAACCCUACUUAUUUUUUUUGAUAAAGUUUAGUCCUUUUUGUUUGGAACCGCUAAUUUCGAACUAAAAACAACAAUUUAUCAGCAAUGUCUGCAGUAUUUUAGUAAUUAGGAAUUAUUUAUGACUCGAUCUUUACAUAUUUCAUUUCAGACUGUGAAUUUCACUCAAAAAGUGCCAGCAUAUCAAGAUGUUGUGGAGAUUAUUCCCACUAGCAAUGGAAAGUUUGUGGCUUUGUGUGGUGUUCGAAUGGUUAUGGUUGUGGAAAUGCCAAGAGACUUUUGGGAUUGUCAGUCGUUAACAAAGCUAUCCAGUACAACUCACUUUAGAUCUCAAUAUAAUGCUGAGUAUGUUUUUUUUGCUUUUAUUUUUAUAUUUAGAUGUUUUUUCAAAGAAAACGUAAUUAGUAUAGCAUUUUGUUUACCUAAAGGUUUUUUCGGCUUUAUGGUGAUUGUGAAUUUUAUUUUUUAAAUCAAAAUGUUUUAGAUUAUCAAUCAUUAACUCAAAUCUUCUCAUAUCUCAAAAAGGUGCUCCAAUUCAGAAGGUGGCAUGGUUAAAUUUGGAGCAAUCUAACGCACGGGGGAACUUUUUAGGGGUCUUGUACGAUGAUAAUAAAUUGAGGUAAGUUUGUUUAUCUUCUUGUGCUUGAGUUGUAUAAUUUUUGAGCGUUUUUUCAAGUUUUAAGCAUUUUUCAAACUGUAUAUUAUACUUAUAUAAAUGUUGUUUUAUGUGUUAAAAAUUGGAUUACAAGUAGUAUAACAAAUGUUUUAGGGUAUAUCAAGUUGUGAAGAGUAAAAGCCAGCCGAUUGCUUCGAUCGACUUCUCAAGCGUUCUGUUAGGUGCUGAUGAGACCGAGCGAUCUUAUACUGGUAAAGGAUAUGGAUUUGUGUCUAAGAUUGGUAUGUUCUUUUUGUCAUAUUUUUUAUUUUAGCCCUAUUGUUGUAGUAAGUCUAUUUGAAGCUCUGCGACAAGGUCUAAUUUUUGGAAGAUAGAAGGGAAACAUGGAUUUUUGUGUUUUUUAGUACAAAUAGGAAAUUUUUUAGUGUAAUGCCAUUUUAAGUAUUACCGAUUUUAGUGUCAUUUGAAUUUGGAUCAGAGAUUCUGAAGUCAAACGAAGAUAGGACGUGGUUAUCAGUCGUUGCAUUGGAUGAUAGCGGUGAAGUGUACUACGCUGAGUUUCACACAGAUUUUGAUUUGUAAGUUGGUUUUAUAUCGUGUUUAAAAUGGUUUAUAUGUUCAAAAAGGUAUGGAAAACAAUUUGUAAUGAAGAUAAAAGAGAAGGAGGACCUAAUUUUAAUUUCAGAGAAGCAAAACCAAUUGGACCGAUCGACUUGAAAGGGAUACGACCAGAAGACAUGGAAUUCUACUCGAAUUCAGAAGAUGUAGUCUUUAUCACCAAUGACUUUGACCGAAAGCUACCUGUGUUUGCUUUCUGUUCACUCAAAGGUGAAGUCUUUCAUGCUUUGCUUCACAGAAGGAACAGUGAGGUAUGUUUGUAGGUUUAUAUAAUGUUAUGUUUAUGGGCUUAUGUAAUGAUAUAAUGUGUUUGAAGAAGAAAUCCUUCUUUUUACUACGAAUUAGUUUCAGAAUGUAGAGUUGGAGUUGUUGGAUUCUGUUCGCCUUAGUGAUUGGGUACCAGAGAACAAAUCAGUUGUUCUCAAAAGAGGUAACUAUUUUUCUGUUUAGAAUUGAUGACAUUGGUUGAUUAAUGUGAGACUAUUUCUUCAUAUGACUUAAACGAAAUUUUAUAUGAAAUUAUAUAACACUACACUUGCGCUAUCUUAAUGACAUGUUUUUUAAUUCAAUGACAUACUUUUUGUGACAUUUUCAGAUCCAAACCAAGCCGGAUCUUACCUAAUAAUCAACGAAAAGCAAGUAGUGUCAGUCGAUGCCACAAACACAAUUGCUUCAUUGAUACAAAGCAAUGGAUCUAACACUCAACUUGAAUAUUGCACUGUAAAGUCAUUGUUCUUCAACGUAUCUUCGGAUGACAUCGAAAUCUCAAGUGUGGCGUUAGUUCUGUUGGAAAAAGGCAGCGGUUAUGUCACAUUAUUGGCUGUAGCAGACACAGAACCAAAUUAUUGGGCUAGUUUUAUCUACCGCACCACGAAAAAGACCGUAAUCGAGCCGGAGUUGAGGAACAACAGAGCUCCACCAGAUCACAUCAAAAAGAUCAUGGCGGUGAAAAUGGCACAGAACGUAGGUGUUCCACAGAUCUCCAUCAAAACGACGAAUAAACAGGAACACAAGAAGAUUAUCGACAGUUCAGUAGAGAACCUGAUUGGUCAAGUUAGCUUUCAAACGGCCAUGUCUGCUAAUGUUGUCAAAUAGUACGUUGUUUUCGAUGAUUUGAUUUUAAAAUAUAUAGUAAGAGGUUUUGUAAGAAAUAUAAAAAUCGUGUAUUAUAUUGUAAAAAAUAUCAACUGGUACUCUUUAGUAUUGGAGAAGUAGAACAAAGAACUAAACAGGUAAUGGAAGCAAAAGAAGGUGUGUUUGACAAAGUCAAAGAGAUCUUCGAAAACGUCAAGAAGAGCAAAAGAAAGUUGUCCGAAGUGAAAGCAGAGUACGCCAUGCUAGAAGACAGGUUCAGCAGAGUAAGUCUUCUUUCAGAUUCUAUAUGAAAAUUGAUUUAUGCAUGUUGAUGUGUAUUUUGUAAGAUAUACGGAAUUGCUAUUAACAGUGUAAGUGAACGGCUUGAUAUAACAAUUUAAUGUUGUUGUAGAUUAUCGACGUAGUAGAAGAACGAUCAUACAACCUCAAAGACGAUACUCAAGCUAGGACCACAUUGGAAGCGAUCAAAGACCAAUGUGAAGAUUUCUCAACAGAAUUGGCCAAUUCCUGUAACAGACUCAUCAAGAUCCAAUCUAAACUAAAAGCCCCUGCCAAACCCUUCCAAGCCUCCAUCAGUGCGCAGACUUUUAUGUUAUCUAAAAAGUAAGUUAUUUUAAGUGAUUAUUUUAUUGUGAUUCUAGUGGGGUUGAAAUCGCCGAACUGGAGAAUCAAAUGUCCCGGGUCAGUAGCCAGCUGGCCAAAUUCGAAGAGAGAACGUCGGUAUAA
Bursaphelenchus okinawaensis is the source of this 3430-nucleotide messenger RNA. NCBI's taxonomy places the organism in Eukaryota, Metazoa, Nematoda, Chromadorea, Rhabditida, Aphelenchoididae. The record is from the annotation of a GenBank genome assembly.